GAUGAGAUGAUUUCCCCUCUAUUCCUGCAUUUCCAGGAAAGCUACUCCGCUGUGAUUGUCUGGAAGGAUCCCGAAACUUCAGCAACGACGACGUGAGAAAGCCCCUCAUGAGAUGAGUCCUCUAGCCCUUGCAAACAAAGCAUGAACAAUUUCUUCUCAUCACUAUCCGAUUGCAGGGGAUAUUUUCUAGGAGACGUAUGAAGAUUUCAUCUUCAUCAUAUUCACACCCCAGGAGUACAUUGUGGUCGGAUUGCAAAAAAAAAAGAGAAACGUCGUAAUACGAGAUUAUUCUCGCUACCCUGGUGAAGUAGAUGAGAUGAUGUAUGCAUUAAUGGAUUAACGAGCCACCACUUCAUAGGAUUUGUGUUCACUAAUUGGUUAUGUGCAACGAUGUAAAGGAGACCUGCGAAUCUCAUUUGGAGAUAAAAAGCCCUGAUGAUAUAGUUUGUCUUUGUAUAUAAUAUUCUACUGUGAGGUAUAUAUCAGAGGCCACGAGGGGAAGGAAAUCUUGUGGAUCGUGCAUCACUGUUGUAUUUGAAUAUUCUAGGGUAUUUCCAUGCUUCGAAUCAAAGAUGGUGUUUUAGAGAGAGAUCUCUCUCUUGCCGCAAAACCAUGAUGUGAGGCAUUGGUAAUGUGACAAGAAAGCUGCAAGCACUUGAGUGAAAGAAAAUGACAAAAAUGCAUCACUUAGGAGGAGCGUGAAUCGGAUUUGUGCUAAGAUAGCUCGAUCCUUUGCCUUAAACGUGGAGGUUGUAGCAACUGGAGGCUUCGUUGCAAGAGCAGCCAUUGCCCAGAAUUUAUGAGCUGAUUUGGAAUUAUUUCUAAAUUUGGAUGAUUGUGGAUUGAUCACUGAAAUAUUCAUGUAAGUUUACAUCUAAGCUGUGGUGAACGUAUGCGUACAUCUAACCAGAGGCAGACGCGAUCCUUGAACCAUUGAUGUGGUCAGCUCUACCCAGUUGACCACAGGGACAGCAUCAUCAAGACCAUUGUGCGGACACUGACCGGAUGCAGCAGCGCUCUGACGUGCUUCAUGUGUUUAUAUUCAUUGGCAAGGACUGGUACGUAGACUGACCCAAAUGACGCUUACCAAAGCAAAAGAGAUGGACAGCAUUUUCACCGGCCGUCUGACCAACCUACCGCCCCUGACAUCCAAGGUGGUCAAGAUCAUACUCAGCUGCUGUAAAUCAGACACCAUACAGGAGAGGUUUGUUCUAUUGCGAGAUGCGGUCCCCGAGUUGCAGAGGUUUUGCCAGCAGUAUGGCCUGGAUUUCCAAUUGGUUGAUAUGCACCAGGGGCCGUCCAACACGUCGACCAACGACCACGAGAUGGCCGGUCUCAGGAUCCAAGAAAUCAUCAACUCACAUCAGUUGUCUCUGGGACCGUUCUUUGUGUCAAUAAUCGGCAACAAGUAUGGUGAUUAUGUGCUGCCCUCUAGAAUCGAAGGAACAGAAUUCAGUCAUAUCCGAGACUGUGCUUUUGAAGCUGGCAAAGAUAUCAAUGUCCUUGAUGAGUGGUACGUCCAGGAAGGGGAUGGAAUGGAACAGGUCUAUGUCCUGCAACCGAUAUCCUCAAAACUCAAGUAUUACUAUGACUCGAGCCCAGAGAACAAAGAACUCAAUGAGAAGGAUUUAGCAAAAUGGAAGAAAGCCCAUGAUGCAUUGCUUGAGAUCCUUCAACAGUGUGCGGAGUAUGUGCACGAUGAAGGACUUCUCAACGAAGAACAACUCCACAAGUAUCAUAUGUCUGCUCUUGAGAAUGAGUUGACGAGUGCAGUUUACCAGACGGAAAACUCUGCCGAGAGGUGUGUGUGCAUCUACCGCUCCUUCGAUGAUCUCCCGCAGAAUGUGGAGUCACAGGAGAUGCACAACUAUGUCGACAUUCGCAAACCCAACCGUCCAAAGAUAUACAAGAAGGCUCAGGAACGCAUCAAAGCGCUCAAGGAAACCAAGAUUCCCUCUAUGCUGCCAGAGGAGAAUAUCCUCAAGUUCUGCAUUCCCUGGACGGCGAACGGCAUCGACCCUGCUAACUCUGAAGAACAUGAACAGUACUUGAAAGAAUUCUGUGGACAAUUCACGUCCAAGAUCAAGGAAUUGGUGGACAAGUUUGUUGUCCGGGAGAAAGCCAAUCUGCAGAUGAGGGAAGGAUCGGGACUGACUGGGGAGGUCCUGGCACACCUGCAGGUGGCUGACGAGUUCACCAAGAGCUUUGUUUCACGAGACUCUGUCGUCAACCAAGUUGAGAGACUAGUCAAGAAGACACAAGGGAAAAAUGACAAAUUGCAGAAUGCUAUAUUAUUGCAUGGUGAGCCAGGAAGCGGUAAGACUGUAGUUGUGUCUCAGAUUAUCAAAAUGAUGCCAACUUGGUUAGGGGAAUCAGUCAUCGUUGUGCCAAGAUUCCUUGGCGCAACAACCACAUGUCGAACUGUUCGUGACAUGCUUGAAUCAGUAUGCCAUCAGGUGUACGAAGUAUACAAACCCAAGAAAAGCAAAUUUGGUGACAUUCCGCAAGACCUAGAAAAGCUCAAACAGUACUUUAAGAACUUAAUCGAGAAACUCCCCUCCCCAACGCGACCGCUGUGCAUUGUACUGGAUUUCCCAGCGGAGUUUGUGGAAGAAUUUCAAGGCGAUAAAUUAGAUUGGCUCCCCGUGAAUUUCCCAACGUCCACCACCCUCAUCAUAGCCCUGACCGAUAGCCCCGCUGUCAAGGUAUUCCGGGAACGAAUCUCGGACGAAGCCAACUUUAUCAGGGUUACAUCCCUCAAUGACAGGGAGCUCUCGGAGAUGGUGCGGCUGUUCUUGACGGACAACAGCCGACUCCUGGUGCCCGAGCAAGUGAAAAUCGUCACAAGGGCAGGCGCGAGGCACCCCCUGCCGUUGUUUGCCAAGUUGCUAUGCAGAGAGACUCAGUUUAUGAAUCCAUCGGGGAAUGGUAAAGAUCCCAUCUCAACCCCUGUGGAUGCAUCCAACAUUCUGCUGCAGCACGUAGAAGACAGGAACGGACCAGAAGUGACCACUAUUAUUCUAAGGUACUUAACAGCAGCUAGGUAUGGUCUAACUGAAGCAGAGUUGAUGGAUCUACUGUCUUGCGAUGACGAUCUCCUGGCCAUGGUCUACCCUCAUACGCUACCACGUGUCCUGAGGUUUCCACAUAGAGUCUGGAUCAACAUCAGGAUUGACUUAGGUCCCCUGAUAACCAUCCGUUACCUUGACAACAAGAUGCUGAUGACGUGGUCCAGCUCCGUCAUACACAAGGUGGCUCGUCAGCGAUACCUCAGCUCCAACGUGGAAAGCGUCAAAGCUCACAAGUAUUUGUCAAACCUAUUCUUGCAGACAUGGCUGAAAGGCAAGAAGUGGGAACGAGACGAUCGUAAGAUGGAAGAUAAUGAGGAGGUCGACGGGAACAGGUACAUCGCCCCUCAGCCUCUCCUCUAUGGAAAGACUCAAUACAACCUGAGAAGGCUGAGUGAACUCUGGAAUCAUCUAGCCAAUGCUGGUGACCUCAAGAUGCUAAAAUCGGCCGUUGUGUGCAAUUUCGAGUACCUCCUUGCCAAGACCCAUGCCUCAUCGGUCUACCACGUCCUGCAGGAACUGUCGACGAUCAGAUGCCUAGUCCUGGACCUAGAGAUAGACCUGGUCUAUGCAGCUCUGGCCAAGUCUGCCGAGGCCCUGAUGGCAGAUCCUCUUCAGCUUGCUGCGGAGCUGAUUAGUAGACUUCUGCCUAUCAAGGGUCAGUAUCCUCGAGAUCUAGACUCUCUGGUUGCUCAAGCAAUGGAGUGGUGUGACCAAUUCACCCGCCCCCUCCUCGUUCCUCUAACAUCCUGGCUCCCCACCCAGCACGACUCCCUCAUCACGUCAGUUCAGUGCGGCCGAGAGAUCGUCAAGAUGGUGGUGUCCACCGACAACCAACAGAUCAUCGUCACCACCAACGACCGAACCCUUGCCUGCUACAAGCUUGCCUCCAGCGAGAAGCUCUGGUCCUGCAAGGCGGUCCACGCCGAGGACGUCACCUGCAUCGCCAUCUCCAAGGACGACCGCAUCGUCGUCACAGGGUCUGCCGAUAGGACGCUCAAGCUGUGGACAGCCGAUGGUGGGAAGCUUCUGAGGACAAUCCAGAAGCACGACGGACCUAUCUCCUGCGUGUCUGUGACACCUGACUGCCAGAGGGUGAUCAGCGGUGCCCUGGAUGGACUUGUCAGGGUGUUCAACAUCGAGGACGGGGAACUGGUCUGGAACCUGACAGGGUCGUUGGAGUCAUUGGUGUCUGUCAAGUCUAACAAGUACAGCAAUAUCUUGAUCGCAGCAUCUGCUGAUUGCAAAGUGCGGACAUGGAGCCUUCGUGAUUUCUCUCAGCUUAAUGUGAUAGAAGGCCAGGGCGGUAUCAUGACCCAUAUGACUGUCUCGGGAGAUGACAUGUUCUUUUUAAGAUCUUACGAGGAUUCACGUCUGAACAUGUCUUGCUUGGUGACGGGGACAUUUGUACAUACCCUGGAGGGUCAUAAGGGAAAGAUUGUAGACAUCUGCAUGUGUCCAGAAGGCCUCUAUGCGGGCAUAGCAACGUCCGAACAGGUCAUCUACGUCUACAACGUCCGAUCUCAGGAGCUUCUACAGACACUGACCGGUCACUCUGCUCCGAUCCGUAAAGUGACCAUUACCCCGAAUGGUCACUUCUUGGUCUCGGCCUCGGCAGAUGGAAAUGUUAAGGUCUGGUUGCUGCCCAAGCCAAAGACUAAGGAGACAGAUAAUACAAAGGCCCAUACAGACAAGGUCACAUGUCUUGCCAUGUCUCGGGAUGCAAACUUUGCCAUCACUGGUUCAUCCGACUGUUCACUGAAGCUGUGGAACAUGGAUCUGUGUCAAAUCAUCCAUUCAUUCUGCGAUCACACAAAACCAAUCUCGUGCGUCGCUAUGGCGGAUAACGGAAGCUUCGCUGUGUCAGGUUCUGAGGAUACCACUGUCAAAGUAUGGAGUACGGACAGCGGUGUCGUCGUCAUCGCAUUCACCGAGCACGAAGAUGCCAUAUCUUCAGUGCUCAUCACAUCCGACAGCAAGCGGAUACUGUCUGCCGAUUUCAGCAACUACAUGAAACUAUGGUUGGCUGCUACGGGAGAGGUUUUGUUAUCGUGUAUGGGUCCUUCUGCCAUGGUUAUCCUGACGCCUGAUGAUACUUACGCAAUCAGCGGAGAUCGGAAUGAACUUAUGAAGAUCUGGACCACUGGUAGUGGAGAAUCGGUCAAAACAGUCAACCAUGUUCAGAUAAUUACAUGUGUGACAGUGACCAGGGAUAGUCAGUUUACAAUCACUGGUUCUGAAGAUAUGUCUCUGAAGAUCUGGGAGACAAAGACUGGCAAACUCACUCAGAUCUUAGCAGGUCAUGACGACCGCGUGACCUGCGUAGCUACAGCAGAUCACAACCGCCACGUCAUAUCAGGGUCCGAUGACUCCACCCUUAUCAUCUGGAACAUGUCAACAGGAGAGAUAGAGAAGACCCUACAGGGCCACACCGCUGCGGUGACUGGCUGCAAGAUGACAAGCGAUGGCAGCAUUGCAGUAUCAUGUUCAUUGGAUGGCACGGUCAGGGUGUGGCUGGUCCAGACGGGAACCCUCAUCACCUCCUUUCACAUCCGUCAACCGGUGGCUGGUCUUGAGAUGUCCUUCGAUGCAAGCUUCAUCAUCCUGAGACUGGUAGAAGGGGGAAGCACCCCUCUCCUCUGUCUUCAUAACAGCCCUGCCUCCGAUAUCAAGUCUCAGAGCCAGGUCGAUAUUGAUGUCAAAGAAGAAUCUCAGACAGUACUACCGAUCAAGCCUCACCCGCCGCUGCUCCACAAACAAACCUCACUGCACAUGCCUCAGGUCGGCCGCAAGUCAACAAGCUCCGCCCCCGACGCCAACCGCAUCAAAGCCGCCAACAACCAGAAAGGACGCCAUCAGAGUUACUCGGACAACAGCUCCAGCAACGGCUCCACGGGCAAAAUGAAAAGGAACAAACGAUCGGGCGUCUGCCGUAUCGUGUAGCUUAAUUCCAGAGAAGUAGCUGAAUUUAUGUGAGAUUUAAACCAUGCAAAGAGAAGUUUUAUUCUGUGCAAUUAAAGUUUAUAAAUGGAUCAAUAUUAUAUUUCAGACUGCUAUUGGA
Messenger RNA from Lytechinus variegatus (green sea urchin), 6129 nucleotides. Its product is annotated as NACHT domain- and WD repeat-containing protein 1-like. The record is from RefSeq and is a predicted model, not a curated record. The transcript is spliced from 21 exons. Bases 1077 to 6011 code for a protein of 1644 amino acids. NCBI's taxonomy places the organism in Eukaryota, Metazoa, Echinodermata, Echinoidea, Temnopleuroida, Toxopneustidae. Gene Ontology annotation, molecular function: protein binding.